AGUUAGCGUGUAUUCUGAAUUGUCAUAUCCAUGCACCAGAGAUGCCAGUAUCAUAGAUUAAUCUGUGAAACACAAAUUUUCGAAUUGUUGCACAGAUUUCUAUGAGACUCACAGAUUUGCUCAGAGAUCUCAAUUGUUAAACACAGAUUUUGGUUAUUUAACACCAAGUUGAACAGAUCAUAUGAUGGUGCAUAUUCGUGAAACCUUUAGCUCGGCAAAAUCGAUUUAGCAAGCAAAGCCUUCUUUACCUUCACAGAUAUUGGUAAAACAUGACAUGGCAUCCCUGGCUCACACUAUUUAUUAUCAGCCAGCGAUGUCAGAUCUACGGAAAUCUCCGUAGAUCUACGGAUUCGAACAUUUUCUACGGAUCUACGAAUCUGUAGACAAAAUCUACGGGAAUUGGGUUUUUUCUACGGAAAUUUAAAUUUAUUAACGGAGAACUACGGGAACAAGUUUUGUCUGGCGAGCAAAAAAAAAAGCUUUUCACCGUGAGCGUUUCCGAGAAAAAUUCCAAUCUACGGAAAUGACACUACUACUAUCUGGCAUCGCUGUUAUCAGCUCGUUGACAAGAAUAUGCCGCUGCAGCUAAUUUGAACGUAGUGAACAUCUAUAGUAAACAAAUCGGUUACAACCCCAAUUUCUUAACUGUUAUGAUUCUUGAUCACCCGUCAGAGGACUGAUUCAUAUUCGUUUUCUACCAUUUGUGGAACACCUAUGUAAUAAUAAGUUCUAAUAAAGACAUUCAAUUACUCGUAGGCAUGAGCAAUCGUCGUCCUAAACAUUAUUUUCUCAGUUCUCCGUGGUACGGCAAGAAAUAUGUAAAAAAGGUGUGUAAGUUACAAUGUACAAUGCACUUUGAUUGUGUGAUUUGCCUGAAAAUAAAAACCUUAGUGUACGUGCGUAUACAAUUUAUAAAUUCAUUGAUAUGUAAACAAAAUCGUCAAACAUAUCUAUCCGGAAAAUAUUUUCAAAUGUUGCUUUCUUUACAUAGCAGGCUUCUGGUCAAUCAGUUAUUUUUUCUCAUAAAAUCUAGCAGUGACUUAAGGCUGAACUGAAAACUCAAUCAAUUUAUGAUUAUCUUGAUCUUCCACAGAGGCGCACACGAAACAUGUGUGUUAUCAAUGACGUAGAAAGUCAUCCAUACACAUCGAGGAUUCCAAAUUUGUCAUUGAGUGACAUUGCUUCGGAUGAACUUAGUUGGGAACAGAAUGCGACAUCUCAAGUUAUAUGCAUCGAUACACCUAGUAGCAAAAUCAAGAUUCAAAAUCAAAGAGACGGAGUGAUUUUACCACAACACACAUCGUUUGGGGAAUCAGAGGUGUUCGAAGAACUUAGCUCAACCGGUGAAACUUCACACUUGAAUUAUUUCUUUGGAGAGGAAGUGUCUGGAAAAUUUAAUGAGGUUUUGAAACUGACGAAUAGCUUGCAAACUUUCGAUGUUAUGUUUAUGUUGCUGAACUUCUAUAUAAGACAUCAAUUGACCCAACAAGCAUUGGAAGAUCUACUGUCAAUGAUGAACAUCAUCGUCGGCAAGAAAAUUUUUCCAGAAACCUUUUCAAGUUUUACAUCUGCAUUUCCCGAUAAAUAUGACGCAACAAGGCUUUAUUUUUGUAAGAAUUGUCAAUCCAAUCUUGGAACUAAAAAACCUGUUAAAAAUUUCCGUUGCUUUAUGAAUCAAUGUUAUAGUCAAGAAUUUGACUACUUCAUAACAUUCCCGAUCGAAUGUCAAAUCCGUGAAACAGUCCAACGGUAUGAGAAAGAAAUACAACAAUAUUCCAAAGAAAUAUUAAAAUAUAACCUCAGUGAUAUAAGAAACGGAUAUGUUGCAAAAGAGAUUAUCGAUAAUGAAGACGGAAGAUUUAUAACUCUAUCAGUGAAUACGGAUGGUGUAGAAGUGUUUGAGUGUUCAAUGAAAACACCUAUGUAUCCUUUAUUUGUGGUAAUCAAUGAAUUGCCUCCAAAGGAACGAUUCAAAAAGCAAAAUUUAAUUCUGGCUGCAUUAUGGAUUUCUAAUGGUGAACCGAACAUGCCACUUUUCUUUCAAAAUUUUUGUUUAGAAAUGAGGAAACUUCGUGAAGGAAUGUUCAUAGACAAUAUUUUAUACAAGAUUGUAGUUCUCCAGUGUUGUGUCGAUUCAGUUUGUCGAUGUAAAAUCCAAAACAUGAAACAAUUCAACGGCUAUUUCGGAUGUAGUUUAUGUCUUCAUCCAGGAGUAGCAAUCGGUAAACAAGUUCGCUAUCCAUACCGAAAAUGCCAAAAAAGGGAUCACAGUAGUACUAAACAACAUAUGAUGAUUGCACAGGAUACCGCCAAAGAACUGUUUGGUAUGCAGAGAUGGUAAUAUUUUAGUCGUAUGUACAGAAACUUUAUUUUUCAGGUAUAAAGGGUUUAUCUGUCUUGUUAAGUCUACCGAACUUUGACAUUGUUCGCGGAUUUGGUGUUGAUUAUAUGCAUGCUUCGCUCCUAGGAGUGACCAAACAAAUGUGGAAUCAGAUUGUGACAUGUGACCUAGGAAUCAAUCGAAACGUAGUUGAGGAAAGACUAAUCAGCAUAAGAUUUCCUAGCGUUUUCCCACGACAUCCGCGAAAACUUAACGAGGUAGCAAAAUUUAAAGCUAGUGAAUGGGAGUGCAUCGCAUUAUACUGUUUUUACCCUUGUUUUUAUGGUUUAAUACCAAAAAUCAACAUGGAACAUUUCAUGAAGUUUUCAUCGAGUUUAUUUCAAUUGCUUGAAACAAACAUUUCAGUUGAAACUCUAAAAACAUGUGAAACAACGUUAGUGGAAUUUGCUCAAGAAUUUGCACAUCUUUAUGGCACUGAUCAAGAGGUUUACAAUGUUCAUUUACAAACGCAUUUAUCAGAUGUCGUUAGGAAUCUGGAAGGCUUGUGGAAUAGUUCACUUUUUCCCUAUGAGUCUGGAAAUGGAAUGUUAUUAGAUUUAAAAACAGGUCAUAACCAUCCUGUCAUUCAAGUAACUAAGAAAUAUUGUUUAAAACGUUUUUGUCAUUAUACACCAAUGCCUAUUAACUCACCGAUCAAGAAUUGGGUGUAUAAUCUAUGGGAGCCACGAAAACUUCCUCGUUUGCGAUAUGAUUCAAGAUUUAAGUUCGUUGCAGACAGAGAAAUACUAGAUAAAGAUAUUGUUGCUACUAAUUUUUCAUAUCACAGUAAGUUUUCCUUCAAAGGAAUCAGGUAUUGCACAAAAUUAACGUGUGAAAAAUUCAAAUAUGAUGAUUCUUUCAUAUUUUUAAACAAUUGUUUCUUUCAAAUACAGAAUAUUCUAACCGAUGAGUUUGAUAACAUAUACAUUGUAGGACAGGAACUGAAUUCAGAGCGUGUUUUUAAUAAUUUAUUUUUAUACGAGUUCAGCUCCUUAUGUCGAAUCAUCAAGAUAAACAAUACAAUAAGACAAUGUGUGAACAUGACAAUAAGGCAGGUAAACGAAAUACUAAAUUUCAUCUCUAUUUGUAAGUUUCGUACUCAAGUCGACUAAAAAGUACAAAUAACUACAGAUACUAGCAGCAUAUCAAUCAAUAAUUGUAAGAGACAUACGGAAAAAUUUAAAACUUUAGGGACUAGCAUAAAUCUCCAACGGUUUUUUAAGUUUCAGAUAAAAGAGUUUGUGAUAGUAAACCUACACUCGUAAUGAAAUAAAACAAAAUUAUUGUUUUUAUUUGUCGGUAAUAUUUUUUGGUAAGAAUAAAAACUAACAUAAUUAAAUUUGAAAGAUAACCCAUAAUUAGAACUCAGUUAUUUCUUUAUAUUUUCCGUUGAUAGCAACUAUCAAAUGUGUAGCAAAUUUGUAUGUUUACCAUUCCGAUUAUUGAUAACAAGUGGAUAUCAAAAUUUGUUACCUUCUACUUUUUUCAGGAUUUGGAACCAAAACUAGU
Molecule: messenger RNA, 3889 nt
Organism: Malaya genurostris
Lineage: Eukaryota; Metazoa; Arthropoda; Insecta; Diptera; Culicidae
Exons: 3
Coding region: 1109-2341 (410 amino acids)
Source: RefSeq, a predicted model, not a curated record